This is a messenger RNA of Punica granatum (pomegranate), 659 nucleotides long. Lineage: Eukaryota; Viridiplantae; Streptophyta; Magnoliopsida; Myrtales; Lythraceae. The record is from RefSeq and is a predicted model, not a curated record.
AUGCACCACAAGAAGUGUUUCACAAAGAAUCGGACCGAUUUUGCGAUUCUGGGUUCAGGCCAGAGUCGGGCCAAGCCCAGGCCCAGAAGCUGGCGAAGCCCAAGCCUCAACACUUUUCUUUAUCCCUCUCUUCCCCCUCCCUUUCUUCUUUCUUUCCAAUCGGGUUUUCCGAUUUUCCCCAAUUUCUUCCAUGCUUCUAGUCCAAGCUUUGACCAGUUUGCCCUAAAUCUUCGAGUCUUCGACGAGUUCUGCCCUAAAUCUUCCAACCAGCUAGCUUCUCCGCUUUUCCAAGCUUUGAUUGGACCGAGCUUCAACCAGGUACCUUCUCGACUGUUCCGAGCUUCGACCGGGGGCAGGGCAGGUUUUGAGAAAAGUAGAUUCUUUGAGGAAGAAGGUGAUUUCUUUUGGCAAGGUAGAAUCUUACGAUUCAUGAUUCAAUUCUACUAUUCACAAUUCUACGACCCUCGAUUGAUUUUAGGUAGAAUCAUGAUUCUGACAACCUUGGUCUUACUCCUAUUGUAUUAUUUGGUUUGAAGAAUUUUCUAUUCUAUUGAAGAGCUUUGAUUAUUAUGUAAGAUGCAAAUUUUGUUAAGAUGACCAUUGUGAUUGUGUAAGCUAUCAAACAUUGAGUUGAAUAUAAUAUUGAUAGUAAAAAAUAA